AUGAACAAUAACGAAGAAGAGGCAAAUAAUUAAGAUCAAUUAAGAAAUAAAAUAAAAAUUUUCUCACCUACUAUUGCUUAGUAAACUGCUAAUGAAUCAAGUGGGUAAAGAUUUGCUAUUGUUUAACCUAAUUUCGACCUUUCUUAUAAGUAGAAAUGGGGCUUUAAAAUAAAUAAGCUUGUAGGGUGGAUUGGAGUUGGGAUUUGUCAUGUAAAUGUAUUAGCGGGAUUUUAAUAUAAUUUUAAAUAUACUGAUGUUGGGCAUGGCUCAUAUCUUGUUUCAGGAAACGGUUACACUUGGUCACAUUAUAAAAGUGAAAAUAAUUCAGCGAGUAAAAGUUUUAGUUUUGCUACUGGAGAUAUCAUUUAUGGAGAAUUUGAUCCGAUUAAUAAAGUUGUUAAGUUUGUGAAAAAUAAAACACUUGAAAAUUAUACACUUGAGAUUGAUUUGAAAUUAGGAGAUGAAAUAGCCCCUUGUGUUAAUCUUUGCUCAAUUAACGAUGAAGUCGAAAUCAUUUAGAAUUCUUCGGAAUUGGAUCUUAUUUAGUUUUGA
Ichthyophthirius multifiliis is the source of this 552-nucleotide messenger RNA. RefSeq lists its product as hypothetical. NCBI's taxonomy places the organism in Eukaryota, Ciliophora, Oligohymenophorea, Hymenostomatida. The record is from RefSeq and is a predicted model, not a curated record. The transcript is spliced from 2 exons.